CCAUCCAAAUCAAAUCAGCAUCAUGUUGGCAACUCUUCAAACCCCUCUUCGAUCUGCCUUAAGGCUCAGCAAUGCUUCUUCAUCACGUUUCUUCUCAUCUUCGUCUUCAAGUCUUACCAAAGUAGCAGUCUUGGGUGCAGCUGGUGGAAUUGGACAGCCUCUCAGUCUUCUUAUGAAGCAGAGCUCAUUGGUCUCUGACCUAGCUCUUUACGAUGUUAGAGGUGCCCCUGGUGUUGCUGCCGACGUGUCUCACGUCAACACUUCCGCGACCUGCAAAGGUUAUCUACCUGACAACAAUGGCCUCGAGAAAGCCCUCGAUGGUGCUGGAAUCGUUCUGAUCCCCGCUGGUGUACCAAGGAAACCAGGAAUGACCCGAGAUGACCUCUUCAACACCAAUGCCUCCAUCGUCCGAGACCUUGCUACUGCAGCUGCAAAGGUUUGUCCAAAGGCACACAUGCUCAUCAUCGCCAACCCCGUCAACUCGACCGUUCCAAUCGUUGGUGAAGUUUACAAGAAAGCUGGUGUCUAUGACCCCAAGCGCCUCUUUGGUGUCACUACCCUUGAUGUCGUCCGUGCUUCCGCUUUCCUAUCGUCUAUCGCUGGUUCAUCACCCGAGAAGACAAGAGUUCAAGUGGUGGGUGGUCACUCUGGUGUUACCAUCUGUCCUCUACUCUCUCAACUUUCCGAAGGCAAGGGUGUCACUGGUGAAGCCUACAAGGCUCUCGUUAAGCGAAUCCAAUUCGGUGGAGAUGAAGUUGUUCAAGCUAAGGAUGGAUCCGGUUCAGCAACCCUCUCGAUGGCCUAUGCUGCUGCUAUCUUUGCUGAGAGUUUACUCAAGGCUCUUGGUGGUGCUAAGGGUAUUGUUGAGCCAACAUUUGUUCGUAGCCAUCUCUACGAAUCAGAGGGUGUCGAAUACUUUGCUAGCAAUGUCGAACUUGGUCCGGAUGGUGUGAAGAACAUCUUACCAAUGGGAUCGAUCAGUGCUGAAGAAGAAGAAUUGAUCAAAGCUUGUUUACCUGAGUUGAAGAAGAACAUUGAGAAAGGUGUUAAAUUCAUCAAAGGUUAAACAAAUCUAUCAAUUACCUUUAUUAUAGUUUGUUAUAUAUAUUGUUUAGAUUGUGAACACCAUUGAGAAGAGAAGAAAAUCAAAUAUCCCCGAAAAUUGAAGAUCUUUCCAAAAGCAAAAAAAACUUUCAUCAUCAAGCAUGUGAUAAGUCAAAUUUGUCUUGUGGUAUGAGAAUUGAACUAUCACGGUCAACUUGGUUAUCUUAAGUGACACUUGAUAGCAAUCAAGAGUAGAGAGAUGUGAGAAAUGCUUGG
Molecule: messenger RNA, 1320 nt
Organism: Melampsora larici-populina 98AG31
Lineage: Eukaryota; Fungi; Basidiomycota; Pucciniomycetes; Pucciniales; Melampsoraceae
Exons: 7
Coding region: 23-1066 (347 amino acids)
Biological process (GO): malate metabolic process; tricarboxylic acid cycle
Cellular component (GO): cytoplasm; mitochondrion
Molecular function (GO): L-malate dehydrogenase (NAD+) activity
Source: RefSeq, a predicted model, not a curated record